Molecule: messenger RNA, 3242 nt
Organism: Schistosoma intercalatum
Lineage: Eukaryota; Metazoa; Platyhelminthes; Trematoda; Strigeidida; Schistosomatidae
Source: the annotation of a GenBank genome assembly
GGAGAGCGCAAUCUAAAGGCUAAAACAUGCUGUCAGAUGAUGCUAUCCUCCCCGGAUUUGGUUCCCUUUCUCUUAGCGAUAACCCUACGGGUUGGGGUCCAACAGAUAUACCAGAAGAGUUUAGAAACAUGCCUUUUCAACCAUUUUCAAAGGAUACUCGCUUAGGCAGAGUAAGCUUCCUCUGAAAUAAUUCUUUUCGUAAUUGUUUAGGUUGCAGAUUGGUCAGGAAAUAUUUUUCAAGAUAUGAAAAACAAAGGUUUCACAUAAACUUUACUCUUUGAAAUUUUUAGGUCGCUAUGUCACUCAGUCUGUGGGUUCACAGUACGCUUACUAUCAUGAUGAGGACGACAGCAAUUUCCAACUAGUUUCUUCCGUUCGCGAGACGAAAACUCCCGCUAUUCGUCAAAGAUAUAGAUUCCCUAUGGUAAGUUGAACCAUAUUAACCUCACACCACUAUUUUUCGAUCGCUUAAGAACAGUUCUAGGGUUUUUGAUUCUAAUGAUGAGAAUAAGUCACUCAGAAAUAUAACAUCGAAAAACCCCUAAAAAUUGCCUUGAGUCAUGUACAGAACUUUUGUACUCUUCAAUAUGAUUUUCAAGGUAACAAAACAUUUGUGUGCAGAUUGUUUUUUACUCAGUUACCACCUUCCGUUCCUCAUGUACGUAAACUAUGUUAAGUAUAUUCCAUUAUUAUGUCAUGUGUUUGUGACUGGACGUUGUCAUUCAUCUUCCGUUUUCUUUGUAAUAAAUAAAUCACGUUCAGGGAUAUCAGUGGGGUUUGCCAAUGAUACAUAAGUUAUCAAAUAAGUACAUUACUAAUCUAGUUUUGUUAAUGCUUUUAGUGAAAGCAGAAUGUUUGAAUCAUUUCUAACAUUUAUUAACUGUAAGUCAGUGCCUUAAAACUUAUUUUCAAAGUAUUAUGAACUUGUUCUACCUGUAAUAUGCUUCCAAACUUCGAUUUGUGUUUCAAAGAAAUGACUGGCGGCCUAUGCCAAUCUAAUAACUUUCUGUUAGUGUCUAGUCUUUUCUUGAAAUAACAAAUUGAUGACUUAGUGAGAAAAUCUGUACGCCACCGGCACUCACUUCGUUUUUGGCCUUUUGAACUCGCCUGCUAUAUUUUGAUCUGGUAAGGAAGAAAAGAGGAUGUGACCAUGCCUCGGUCACUGGUGAAUGUUCGCUUUAAUGUUGCUCUUGAUUCCCAAUAUCCCCUCAUACACAACUCUACCCGUGUUAUGUAAUCAUGUCUUCAAUGUUUUGUCUAAUUUUGUUUGCUACUACAUAAUUUUGACAACCUCACUACUCGUUUCAUUAAUUUUGUGUCGUUUUUUUUAAUGUAGGAAAGCAACUUUAGUAAACAUUUGUCCCAGGCUCUACAUGAUGACUAAUUCCGUAUCUGCAACUAGCUUUUCUGAAUCCAGUUUACAACCUUGGUGGAUUGUUGAUAUUUUCUAAGCGUGGUCAGCGUUCUCUAGUCUAUUAUAUAUAUAAAUAUUCACUGAAACACUCAGAAUUCGGUUUUUCAUUUAUUGAUUUCAGCGUGGCCGCCGUGGUUUGGGUGGUCCAGGCUCAGGAUAUUCUUGGGCAGGAGGCCGGUCAGGAUAUCAGAUGAUUGGAAACCAGGGUGGUGUAGUAAACCGUAAGCUACGCAAUGCAUCAGACAGAGAACGUAUGAUGUUACAACAGAAUAGACGGUGGCAACACUGGGGCCCCCAAGGUGUUGGGCAGCGACGAGGGGGGACUCAAGGUUGGAGAUCCAAUGCAGGUGCUUGGGGCUCUAAUAUUGAUCGCAGGCAGGCCCACAGGGCAGUGCGUGAUGCAUCUAUUCAAAUUAAGGAUAAUUGGACGAUGUUGGAAGAGCUAGAUUUCGCUAGACUUGCAAAGUUGGCCCUACCUAACGUAAAGGAGCCCAUUGACAAGGUUAAUUGUGGAGAAAUGGAGUAUUAUGACAAAUCAUAUGAUCGCGUUAGCACGCGAAACGAACGUCCUCUUGUAAGAGUAAAUCGGGUUCUCCAUACAGUUACAACCUCCAGAGACCCAGUAAUUCACCGUUUAGCUAGCGACUCCGUUGGCAAAGUUUAUUGCACAGAUACGAUUGCUGCCAUGAUUAUGUGUUGCACUCGUUCGGUGUAUCCUUGGGAUCUCAUUGUACAACGCAUACAAGACCGUUUGUUCUUUGAUAAGCGCGAAGAUACUGAAUCUGAUUUUGUUAGUGUAUGUGAAACUGCAACAGAACCACCUAAUGAAGAACCUGGUCAUAUUAAUUCACCCCAGCGUUUGGCAUUAGAAGCUACUUUUAUAAAUACCAAUUUAUCUCAACAAAUGCUACUGAUGGGUGGUAAAACAUAUUCGUUCCCUGAAGAAAAUCCUUUCAAAGAUGAUGAAGAGGAGGAUGAGGAUAGUCCAAAUCCAUCUCAAAACAAAAAUCACGAAGGUGGUAAAGAAGAAUUAGGUUCUGUGGGAUAUCGAUAUCGCAUAUUUGAUUUGGGAAAUGAUGUUCAAAUGGUUAUUCGUUGCGAAGUGAAUGGUGUACUUCAACCGACUAAUGAUGAUCAGCCAGCCAGUCCACAAUUCGUAUGUAUACGCGCAUUAAAUGAAUUUGAUUCACGUUAUUGUGGUGGUGUCGACUGGCGUACUAAACUUGAUACUCAACGGGGGGCUGUUUUGGCCGCUGAGAUAAAGAAUAAUGCCUUUAAAUUAGCUGGAUGGACUGUCUGUAGUAUAUUGUCAGGUGCGGAUCAAUUAAAAUUGGGAUUUGUAUCUCGCGUCAACCCCCGUGACUCAUCUCGUCAUGUCAUAUUGGGCACACAACAGUUCAAACCAUCGGAGUUCGCCAAUCAGCUGAAUUUAAAUAUGGAUAAUGCUUGGGGUAUUCUGCGAUGUGUCGUUGAUUUCUUCAUGAAAAUGCCUGAAGGCAAAUAUCUAAUGUUAAAGGAUCCUAAUAAGCCUGUACUUCGCAUAUACUCUGUACCUCAAGAUGCUUCUGAUUCAGAUGAAAGCGAAGAUGGUAUAAGUGAAGAAGAAGCAGUUAUCGUUGAACAACAAAACUCUGAACCAAGUAAGACAGAAGUAAAUAACAUGUCAGGACAUAGUCAAGACGGUAUAGAGGGUCAGUAUAAAAAUACUGAAUCUGUCACUCAGUUAAGGACGACUGAGCCUACUGAAUCGUAACGCAUAUGCUUGACAAGUAUAUCCGAAAUAAAUAUUUAUUAAUAAUUGCGCUUAAAAUUUUAUUCCAUUACCGAA